AUAUAGUCUGAAUCAAUUACACGCUCACUUCCUAUAAUCGUUUGAUGGAGUGAGAGGAGGUAGGGGAGAAUGAGUUCUAAUUCGAUCCAAUGGAAUGCUGAGACGAAAACGCGACUUAAUGAGAAGGUCGCACAGAACAUUGGAGAUCUUGGGUCUUUGACCAGAUAUGUGGUCAGGUCGUCGAAAUCCAGCGAGCUUUUAGCACAGGCUGAAAAGAAUUUUACCUACCAAGAAAACAUCAUUCAAAAUUCAUCAGAGUCAUUGAAGAAAAUGAUGAACAUCAAAAAUCAGCUUGAAUUCCAACAAGCAGCCAUGGUUCGAAGCAUGAGUACAAUUGAUGACAUUCAGGAUAUCCUCAAGACUAUACAACGUUGAUGCAGGAAUCACCUGAGCUGA
This is a messenger RNA of Pecten maximus, 396 nucleotides long. RefSeq lists its product as uncharacterized. Gene Ontology annotation, cellular component: BORC complex. The transcript is spliced from 5 exons. Bases 70 to 375 code for a protein of 101 amino acids. The record is from RefSeq and is a predicted model, not a curated record. NCBI's taxonomy places the organism in Eukaryota, Metazoa, Mollusca, Bivalvia, Pectinida, Pectinidae.